Molecule: messenger RNA, 2466 nt
Organism: Cydia strobilella
Lineage: Eukaryota; Metazoa; Arthropoda; Insecta; Lepidoptera; Tortricidae
Product: zinc finger protein ZFP2-like
Exons: 12
Coding region: 157-2334 (725 amino acids)
Cellular component (GO): nucleus
Molecular function (GO): zinc ion binding
Source: RefSeq, a predicted model, not a curated record
UGAAAUCGUGAAUUGAAUAUUGCUGAGGAAUAUUGUUAUUUGUUUGGAUUCGCUGUCUGAUUUGUAUCGUUUUAGGGGGUUGUUAAUGAGAUAUAAAAGUAAAUGUUGCUUUUAUAGCUAACGUUGCUCGUACUUCAUGUAUUUAAUCAGCAAAAAAUGAGUUCUGCAAAGAAAACUGGCGGCAAACGUCCGACAAAGCAAAUAACCAAUGUGUUUUGUUGUCGAGCGUGCCUCGCGACCGAAGAAAGGCUAAUCAACAUGCUUCAGCAUAAACUUGUUGGAGAGUUUUUCCGUGUUACAGGGAUCGUUGUAAGCGAUAAGGACAAGCUUCCGCAGCACUUGUGUGUUUGGUGCGCUGCCUUCAUGCAGCGCUGCGCAGCGUUCAGAGCCAAGUGCCUCCGGGCCAACGAGUUACUACUGCCUUUGAAGGGAGAAUUGACUAUAGAUUCCGUUCGUGCCAUGGACCGCUUCGCCAACCGACUGGUUGACCUGACUCGAACUAACAUCGAAGUGGACAGUAUAGACGGACUAUCCGUGCCACAUGUUAUAGGACAACCUGUAACAACUGAGCAACCUGUAGCAACUGAUGAAGUAAAGAAAGCAUUGUUUAUGGAAAUACAUAGUUUCAAUGAAAAUGAGAUUACAAUUAAUAUUGUAAAAGAUGAUACAGAUACUAGGAUAAAUGAGACUGAUGAUAUGUUUGAUGUUGAAUAUGUUGACACGUUUGAAGAUGAUAUUUAUGAAAAUACAGCGACAAAAAGUGAAUCCAUCAGUGAUGUUAAUGAAAAUAAUGUGGAAGUUACCAUGGAUAAAAGUGAGACAAGGAACAUCAAAAGACAGAGAAAUAGUAAUUAUACAGAAGAUGGAUUUGAUAAUGCAUAUAGAAGAAAGAAGAUGUUUAGGUCUGCAGAUAAUGGUUUUUUGCCGACAGUGAAUUUGGAAGAAUUUAAGAUAGCCUGUAAUGUGAACAUUGAAAUAUUAACACAUGAGGAGCAGAUAGCUGAGAUAGAGGCGCGGCGAGCCACCGAGGAGUUCAAAAGUUCCCCGCACCCGUGCGAGCCGUGCGGGAGACACUUCAAAUCCGACGAUGCCUACAGGCACCACAAGCUCAAACAUGACAGGAAAGGACCACAUGAAUGCCCGGUGUGCACAAUCCGUUUCAACUGGAGAGGCAAACUGUGGAUGCACUUCGACACACAUCGGAUCAAGUAUAUAUGCAGGGAGUGCGGGUUCGUGUCUCGAACGAGGGCUCAGGCGCGGCUCCACCACGCAUUUCACGCCGGCAAGAUAUACCGGUGCAAGUACUGCGGGAAAGAGUUCAGGAAGCAGUCGACAUACCUGGGCCACGUUCGCCAGCGACACAAGACGCUGAACGUGGCGUGCGACAUGUGUGGGGAGACCUUUGUCAACCAGAUGGGCCUCGGCAUGCACAAGGCGUACGAGCACGGCGUGCUGAGGCUCCGAAAAAAGUAUCGCGUAUGCAAGACCUGCUCAGUGACAUUCAUUAGCGAAGACGCUUUGAAGAAGCAUCAGGAAGCCGGGUAUCAUAAAGAUGGAGGAGACCAUGCUGAGAUGAGUCCGUGCGUGCAGUGCGGGGAAAACUUCGGUAGUGAGGACGCUUUGAAGAAACAUGCGGACGCAGAGCACCCGAGCUGCGGAGUGUGCAACUCGACGUUCCUGAACGCGGAGUCCUACGACGUGCACAUAACUCGCAAGCAUCUCGGUAAAGGCGACUCAGAAAUAGCCAAGAAAAAGGCCGCGAACCUCCGCGCGCGGGCCCUCGGCCAGGAGCCACCCUUCCGGAACCGCUACCGGUACCGGUACCCACCGAAGCCAAUACAGAAAGAAUAUAAUAAGUGCUGCGAGCACUGCGGGAAGAUGUUCGCGACAUCCUCCCUUCUCCGCUAUCACCUAAGGAGGCACACGGGAGAGCGGCCGUUCGCCUGCGACCAUUGCCCGAAGCGCUUCGACUUGAAAGCUAAAUUAGUGAGCCACAUGACAGUGCACAGCGGGGAGAAGCCCUAUAAGUGCGAUCUGUGCAACGUCCCCUUCACCUUGAAAGGCAACCUAUUGCGACAUGUGCGCAUCGUGCACAUGGGCAUCCGCAAAAAUUCCGAUUGUGACAUCUGCGGUCGCGUGUUCACUACACCGUCCACCAUGAAGAUGCACGUCCGCACCGUCCACAACGGCGAGCCGUGGCCUAAACGCGCUCCGAGGAAUAAUAAACCACAAACAUAUACUAUAGAAGAGGCUACAGAAGAGAUGCAGACAAAUUCACAAGAUGAACAUAUAGAAGAGAUUAUAGAAGAAAUAGAAACAGAGGAAAUAUAUUAAGAUCUUAUUUACCUCGUCGCUAAUCUAUAUCACCGAAGUAUCCCACUUCUGAAGUCUUCGAACCGAGUAAAAGAGAACAUUAGACUAAUUGUUAUUUUGAUAAUAAAAACUAAUAAUAAUAUAAUAAUGCAU